Molecule: messenger RNA, 2962 nt
Organism: Panthera uncia (snow leopard)
Lineage: Eukaryota; Metazoa; Chordata; Mammalia; Carnivora; Felidae
Product: oxysterol-binding protein-related protein 7
Exons: 23
Coding region: 235-2763 (842 amino acids)
Cellular component (GO): perinuclear endoplasmic reticulum; cytosol; intracellular membrane-bounded organelle
Molecular function (GO): cholesterol binding
Source: RefSeq, a predicted model, not a curated record
GGGGAGGCUCCGACGUCUCCUUCCUUCCUGGUUCCUGCAGCAGCUGCUGCCACUGCUAGGCUCCGUGAGGAGGGAGCGGGCGACUCGGAGACGGUGACUCAGAGGCGGAGAGGCGCGCGCGGGCCAAGGAGCACUGGCGUCCAUGGACCCUGGGGGUCCCCUCAGGACAAGGUGACAUCCUUCUCCUUCCACCCUGCUCUACCUUCUCAGCAGGGAGUGGCUGCUCCCAUCUCCAUGGACUUCCAGGAGAGGGUCCCUAACUCCUUGGCCGAGAGCAUUCAGUCUACAAAGCCCAGCAGUGCCCUGCAGGCCUCUGAGCUGUGGGAGGUAGAGGAGGAGCCUCGGGGCAGGCUGGGAGCAGAGGGUAUCAUGCCCGAGAGGCAGGAAGGCCACCUGCUCAAGAAAAGGAAGUGGCCUCUGAAGGGCUGGCACAAGAGAUACUUUGUGCUCGAGGACGGAGUCCUUCACUAUGCAACGACGCGGCAAGAGAUCACCAAGGGGAAGCUUCAUGGCUCCAUUGACGUCCGACUGUCUGUUAUGUCCAUCAACAAAAAGGCCCAGCGCAUUGACCUUGACACUGAAGACAACAUCUACCACCUCAAGAUCAAAUCCCAGGACCUCUUCCAGAGCUGGGUGGCCCAGCUUCGUGCCCACCGCCUAGCCCAGCGCCUAGACAUGCCCCGAGGCUCGCUGCCCAGCACCACUCACCGGAAGGCUCCUGGUGCCCAGCUUCCAGCAGCAGGCAGUGCUUCGGCUCUCCCUGGGGUCGGACCUCGGGAGAAGGUGUCUUCCUGGCUGAGGGACAGUGAUGGGCUAGACCGCUGCUCUCAUGAGCUCUCUGAGUGUCAGGGGAAGCUCCAGGAACUACACAGACUCCUCCAGAGCCUGGAGUCCCUGCACCGGAUCCCCUCGGCCCCUGUUAUCCCCACGCACCAGGCCUCAGUGACAACUGAGAGACCCAAGAAGGGGAAACGGACUAGCCGCAUGUGGUGCACACAGAGUUUCGCCAAGGACGACACCAUCGGACGGGUUGGUCGUCUCCACGGCUCUGUUCCCAACCUGUCUCGCUACCUGGAGUCCCGGGACCCCUCAGGCCCCCGCGGGCUGCCACCUCCAGACUAUGCCCACCUGCAGCGUACUUUCUGGGCCCUGGCCCAGAAGGUGCACAAUUCCCUCAGCAGUGUCCUGGCUGCCCUCACCGCUGAAUGGGACCGACUGCGGGACCUGCACCAGGGUUCAGAGCUGUCGCGGAUGGGGGUCUCUGAGGCCUCAGCUGGCCCGAGGCGCCUCCACUCGCUCUCCGUCUCCUCGGACACCACUGCAGACUCCUUCAGCUCCCUCAACCCUGAGGAGCAAGAAGCCCUGUACAUGAAGGGGCGGGGGCUGACCCCCCAGCUGUCCCAGAGCAGCGUCCUGUCCCUUGCUGAUUCCCACACAGAGUUCUUUGAUGCCUGUGAGGUUCUCCUCUCUGCCAGCUCUUCUGAGAAUGAGGGCUCAGAGGAGGAGGAGUCGUGCACCAGUGAAAUCACCACCAGCCUGUCUGAGGAGGUGCUGGACCUCAGGGGAGCUGAGUGCUACCAGAAAGGGGCGUGUGUUCCAGGGAGAGCUGCGGGGCCACCCCGUCGCCGCUGCCUGCCGGCGGCCAGCGGGCCAGGGGCUGACGUGAGCUUGUGGAACAUACUUCGGAACAACAUCGGCAAGGACCUGUCCAAGGUGUCCAUGCCUGUGCAGCUCAACGAGCCGCUCAACACUCUGCAGCGGCUCUGCGAGGAGCUGGAGUACAGUAGCCUCCUGGACCAGGCCAGCCGCGUGGCGGACCCCUGCGAGCGCAUGGUGUACAUCGCGGCCUUUGCCGUCUCUGCCUACUCGUCCACGUACCACCGAGCAGGCUGUAAGCCCUUCAACCCCGUCCUGGGGGAGACCUACGAGUGUGAGCGGCCUGACCGAGGCUUCCGCUUCAUCAGUGAGCAGGUCUCCCACCACCCUCCCAUCUCGGCAUGCCAUGCGGAGUCUGAGAACUUCAUCUUCUGGCAAGACAUGAAGUGGAAGAACAAGUUUUGGGGCAAAUCCCUGGAGAUUGUGCCUGUGGGGACCGUCAAUGUCAGCCUGCCCAGAUUUGGGGACCACUUUGAGUGGAAUAAGGUGACGUCCUGCAUUCACAACAUUCUGAGCGGCCAGCGCUGGAUCGAGCACUAUGGGGAGGUGCUCAUCCGGAACACGCAGGACAGCUCCUGUCACUGCAAGAUCACCUUCUGCAAGGCCAAGUACUGGAGCUCCAACGUCCACGAGGUGCAGGGGGCUGUGUUCAGCCGGAGCGGCCGUGUCCUCCACCGACUCUCCGGGAAGUGGCACGAGGGGCUAUACCGGGGAUCCCUGCCCGGCGGUCAGUGCAUCUGGAAACCCAACUCCAUGCCCCCGGACCACGAGCGAAACUUCGGCUUCACUCAGUUUGCCUUGGAGCUGAAUGAGCUGACGGCAGAGCUGAAACGGUCACUGCCUUCCACGGACACGCGGCUCCGGCCAGACCAGAGGUACUUGGAGGAGGGAAACAUACAGGCCGCUGAAGCCCAGAAGAGAAGGAUCGAGCAGCUUCAGCGGGACAGGCGCAGAGUGAUGGAGGAGAACAACAUCGUCCACCAGGCUCGCUUCUUCAGGCGGCAGACAGACAGCAGUGGGAAGGAGUGGUGGGUGACCAACAACACGUACUGGAGGCUGCGGGCCGAGCCAGGAUACGGGAACCUGGAUGGGGCCGUGCUCUGGUAGCCCUGGCCCUCGGGGGGCAGGAGGCUCAGGUUCCUCCCUCCUGCCUCUACCUCCCACGGACACACGGGUGAGGCCAGGCUUCCCCACUCACCGCCCUGGAGACCAAGGGGGCAGCCCUGGCUUUGUCCCCUCUGCCGGCCAGAGGGGCUGCAUCCCGGCCCACCGCCCACCCCCUGUUUGGGGUGGGAAGCAGGAUUCG